Messenger RNA from Drosophila busckii, 858 nucleotides. Its product is annotated as GATA zinc finger domain-containing protein 10. The annotation marks the transcript as partial. Lineage: Eukaryota; Metazoa; Arthropoda; Insecta; Diptera; Drosophilidae. The record is from RefSeq and is a predicted model, not a curated record. The transcript has a single exon.
ACACACGCAGCAGCAGCAGCAGCAGCAGCGCAGUCGACGGCAGCGCCGCCGCUGAGCAGCACAACAAGCGCCAAGUCGGAGCCAAAGCCGAGCAAGCCGCUCAUGAUUAUCAAUGCGCCGCCCAUGAAGCAAAAGCAUCUGGUGCCAGUUGCUGUGGAGUCGCCAGCGCCGGCAGCAGCAGCAGCAGCAGCGCCGCCGCCAACUGAGCUGCGCUCCAAGCUGCAGGUGCAGGAUGCAAAGCCGCUGCAGGUGACUGGCUUCAUUACCAAGUCGGGCAACAUUUAUGAGAUCGAAGAUAAGCGCGGCUUGGGUCACAUUGAAGCGCGUCAGGCGGCGGCGUCGGAGCAGCAGCAGCCCGAGGAGCAGUCGCAGAUUGUUUGCAACUAUGGCAAUGUGGUCAUCUAUAGCGAUGUGCCUUGCGAGCAAGUGACCAAUGUCCAAGUGGGCGAGGUGCAGCCGCUGCAGCCUGAAGCUGAAGUGGCUGCUAUGGACGCGGCUAAUGCCACAAGCGCUGCGGUGAAUCCAAAUACGCCACGUGGACAGCAGGGAGGACUGCAGCGUCGCCGUCAGCAGCAGCAGCAGCAGAAACGUCGACGCAUCAGCAACAACAAUCGGCAGCGUCAGCGUCAGCGCAUACGUAACGGUAAUGGCAACGGCGUUAGACGCGUGCAGCAGCAGCAGCGACGUCGACGUCCCAAUCAGCGUCGCGGCAAUGGCAAUGGCAAUGGCCUGCGUCGUCCUUUGACCAAGCAGCAGCAGCAGCGUCGCCGUCAGCAGCAGCGUCGUCGUCGUCUGCAGCAGCAGCGACGUCGCCAGCAGCAGCCACAGCGACGCCGCCAGCAGCAGCAGCAGCGUCUA